UGGGGUGCAGACUUCAUUCUGGAUCCCCGGUUGCUGUGCAGCCGCUGUUGCUGCAGGGGGAGUCUUCCACAGCGCGAUGUGUUGCGAUGUGCGGCCGCGUUUUUAUUUGCCUCUGCUCCGCUUUUCUUCUUCUUCAUCUAAUCCCAUUUGCAAGACUCUUGGGGAACGCAUUCAUUAAAAAGGGAGCGCUUGGUGAAGGAGGGAGGUGACACAUCUUCACUGGGAGGGUCAGGAAAACUGCCCAGCGCAUCGCCAGAGCACCACUUCCUGCCAUAAAGGACAUCUACAGGAAGCGGUGUCUGAAAAGGGCAGGGAAAAUCAUCAGAGACCACAGUCACCCAUCGCAUGCACUGAUCACCCUGCUGCCCUCUAGGAGGCGCUACAGGAGCCUCCGGACUAAGACCACCAGGUUUUAGGAUGCGAUCCCUGAGGAAGACGGUGCUGCUCGCCAUCCUGGUUUCUGUGGUGCUCGUGUUCGCUCUCCUUCAUUCCUGGCCCACUCGGGCUUACAGCACAGUAGACGUCUGGCAGCGACUGGGACCACCAGGAGAAAGACUCCUGGAAGAAAAGCUCCCAGAACCAGACCACCAGUUGAGCAGCAUCCCUUUUCACGUCAGGGAUGGCGUAGCAAGCUUGUUGGCCCGUAAUGGCUGCGUGUGCGAGGGCGAGAGUGGAGGAGUGAAUUUGCCUUUUGCCCAACUCUUAUUCCCUCGGGUGUCGGCUCACCCUCUGCACACUGCCUUUGAUGCCUCUGAGCUGGAGGAAAUGAAGAAGAGACGGGCCAAAGAGUACAAAAGCUUUCAAAGCAGAUCGAAGACUCCUGCUGAUGCACUCAUCAUCGCUGAGGCCAACAGUCCCCUGCAGUAUCCAACCCAGGGGCUGGAAGUACGGCCCAUGAAAACAAUCCUCAUCCCAGGCUUGGCCUUACACGAUGUUCCCAGGGACCAUUACUCAUUAAACAUCACUGCCACCCUGGGAGUGCUGAACGUAGCAGCAGAAGUGGAAGAGGUGAAGAUUAAUGGUGAUGGUGAGAUGCAUAUGACCCUUUCCAGCACCCUGUUGCCGAACCUGAACCGACAGCUGCAGUUUGUCACCUACACCAACACGCUGUUUCACCCGAGUACUGCAGACACAGUGCAGUUUGAAUCGGAAGGGCAUCAAGCUGUCUUCAGCAUCAAGAUCCGCCACGGAGUGACUCCUAAACUUUACAACACAGGAUCUAAAGAAGAGUACAACGUCAGCGCUCUGGUUACCAUAGCUACAAAGACUUUCCUGCGUUAUGAGAAGCUUCAGAAUCUCAUUGACAGCAUCAGAAGAUACUAUCCUACCAUCACAAUAGUCAUCGCCGACGACAGCGAGAAUCCCAAAGCCAUCUCUGGGCCUUACAUUGAGCACUACAUCAUGCCCUUUGGAAAGGGUUGGUUUGCUGGAAGAAACUUGGCUGUUUCCCAGGUGACAACGAAAUAUGUGCUCUGGGUGGACGAUGACUUCAUCUUCACAGCCAAUACCAGGCUGGAGAAGCUUGUGGAUGUUUUAGAAAAGACCACUCUGGAUCUGGUUGGGGGUGCAGUACGGGAAGCUACGGGGUACACCGCGACCUACCGACAGACCAUCUCCAUUGAGCUAGGAGAGGAGGACGGUGACUGUUUGCACAUGAGGAGAGGGUUUCAUCACGUCAUUGAGGGAUUCCCAAACUGUGUCGUGACAGACGGAGUCAUUAAUUUCUUCUUAGCUCGCACUGAUAAAGUCCAGCAGGUGGGCUUUGACCCUCGUCUGGCCAGGGUGGCCCACCUGGAGUUUUUCAUUGAUGGACUUGGAUCUCUUCAUGUGGGCUCUUGCGAUGACGUCAUCAUUAAUCACGCAACCAAAAUCAAGCUCCCCUGGACCAGCCAGUCGGAGAGCGACAAGACGUACGCCAAGUUUCGUUACCCACCUGCCUCCUCUGAUGCCACACGCACAAAAAAUGGCCUCUUGUUCUUCAAGAACCGAUUCCAGUGUUUGACUCAUAAUUAGGUUCCUUCUUUUCUAUUGACCCCCGAAAGUUUCUUUGUUCUUCCUGAGUUGCCAAAGAAGCUUUCCUCCACCCUUCACUGUCAGAUAAGAUUCACGACAAUCUGUUUCGUUUGUGGUGUCUGGAAAACCUCGGAAGGCUUUCUGUGGAAAAAAGGAAUUUUGUUGUGGAGAGAAACCGGAACAAAUCUUAUCUAAUUGUGAAAUCACAGCCUAGUUAGGUUUUGAUUAGUCAAAUCUUAUCUGGCUAAAUAUGCUUGAGUUGUUCCAAACCCAAAUGGCAUCAAGACGAUGUGUCUCUUCUCUUUCAUCCCGUUUUACUGUUGGGAUCACCUGUUUUCCUGCUUGGAAAACUAACCGUGGAGUCUGAAGGACACAGAGCGGGAACAAAGAGAUGUGUCAUAAAAAGAGACAAUCUGAGAGCCACUCCAGAGUCACGUAAGGAACACUUACAGUGGUUUUGUCAGCUGUUAAACAGCUGGAAUUGGGUUGCUUUUUUGUUUUUGUGUCAUGGUUUUUCUACCUCCUUUUACCUAGAAUCGUUUUUGGUUCAGUGUGUGAAAUCACACCUGAAGAGUUAAAACUUUGGACCCACCGGGAAGAGGACAGACUGUUCUGGAGACAGCUUUUUUUGUUUGUUUGUUUUUGCUGCCGUCUGUCGCUCUUCAAGAAGUACCUUGAAUUAAGAAGUUUUGGAGUCAUUGCACGCUACUUAGGAAAAGGAAACUGCAUCCUUUCAUGCUGCCUGAGUGGAAAAUGUGGACAAACCAAAGUGCAUGUUUAUUUUCUGUCAAUAAAAAAGACAGACAGGGAGGAAAAUGACAUGUUUGGUAAUAAAACACAGAGAGAAGAAGACUUUUAAAAGAAAUGAGAUGAGCUGAGCACAUCAGUUCUGAGGCCCAGAUUACAAAGAAUAUGCUACAAAAGUUCAUUUUACUUUUGUUUGUCAUAUGCACCUGCUAUCUGUUUCUUCUCAGAUUCACUGAAAUAGUGCAAAGUGUGUGCUGAUUCAACCCCUUUCAUCACCAGACUUGAGUACUUUCAAUUAUUUAAUGUCUAAUGCAGUUUUCUUCUCCAUAAGACCUCAAGAUUUACUUCUGUUGCAAACACUAUACAGGCAUAAAUAUAAUUGAGGUUCAAUGGUUUUCACUCAGUGAGCUGCAGUUCUUAAUGGUUAAAGAACAAAGGCCCUCUUCCUGAGGGAGGAAUGGUCACGGUUACAUUGUUUCCAUACAAGGGCGUGCUCUCCCUUUCCUCUUUUUUAAAGGAUACAGUCCAACAAACACUCCUCAAGGUGCACAUUUAAGCAGCUCUCAAGAGACAGAAGCUAUUUCCCUCUAACUGCAUCAAUAAGUUGAAGCCUUUCCCCUAAUUGUUAUUUUAAAAAUAUGUGCAGGUCUCCCUCCGAAUGCAUGUACACCUCAAUUAAAUGUGAGCAGACUUCAUCAACACAGACAUUUUCUUUGGUUGUCAGUUCAGAGUGAUGCAAAACCCUAAUUUGCACUUGCAAAACACUUUUUUAUGAAUUCGGGCCCUGGUGGGGUAAUAGAUGAAGUGACACUGUUUUAUUUUGACAAGAUGGACUGUAGGUGGUACCGUUGAGUCCUUGUAUGGAUUCUUAACAUGUCAAACAAUGUUUAAUAUUCGUUAUGAGCAAAAAGGUGCAGGAAGUUGUAUUUAUUUAUUUAAUCUUUUAAUUCUUUGAGAUAUUUUUCUGUCUUGUAAUUUCUUUUUGUUUCAUUGUGUUUACAAACAGCUGUACCAACAUGAACAUCAGACUUUUAUUGGUCAUGUUUUAAGUUUGACCAGUAAUAGUGAUUUUGUGAUUGUUUUUGACAGACAUGUUCAUGUUUAUUUUCUUGUUCUUUGACAGUGUCAUUAUCAUGUGUUGUGUUGGCACAGAAUUAUAUUACCCCUUCAGCCCUGAUUCACUGAAGUCAAUACUUUUAUCAUGACAUUAGAAACAAUUUUAUUUUAUUUGUCUGUGAAAUAAAAACUCCUUUUUAUUUAUUUUGAUGGGGCGUUUGAGGUGUGGACAUAAAGAUGCUCUUUACCUCUGCA
Nothobranchius furzeri (turquoise killifish) is the source of this 4071-nucleotide messenger RNA. RefSeq names its product beta-1,4-N-acetyl-galactosaminyl transferase 1b (gene b4galnt1b). The record is from RefSeq and is a predicted model, not a curated record. Gene Ontology annotation, molecular function: acetylgalactosaminyltransferase activity. Gene Ontology annotation, cellular component: Golgi membrane. Gene Ontology annotation, biological process: ganglioside biosynthetic process. Lineage: Eukaryota; Metazoa; Chordata; Actinopteri; Cyprinodontiformes; Nothobranchiidae.